AUGAUAUAUGGCUGAUGGCUUUCAGAGCGUCAUUCGUUGUUGUUGGUAGGUAAUACAGAAUGUGAGGAUUUUGUCCAUUCUUAAAGGCGUGUAUGACAUUCCAGAACUUUCUGACAUCUUUAAGACGAUGACUGUCGUCAAAAGAUCAUACCUGUUAGCAGUUCUUCUCUUAAAGUUUGUUAGUGUCAGCCUCACCUGCACCUGUCAGUCCAAACACCCACAAACAACCAUCUGCCAGUCGGAAUGGGCCUUUUUGGGAACUAUGCAAGGCUCCCAGAACUUUACUGGAGACAAUGGAAAGGUUCAGCAUAAAUAUGAGAUCUACAUUCACAAGGUCAUCAAGGACAUAAAAUCCACUCUGAAGAACAAAGCGAUCACAGUGGUGAUUACUCCGUCCCUUUUGGAUGAUUGUGCUGUCCACUUACAGAAGGAUGUGAAAGCUGUAUUUACAGGGAGUUUUGAUGGCUUUAACGCCCCUACGAUGAAUAAGUGCGACUGGCACGAGGAGUAUUCGAAGGUACCGAGAUGUCAAAGAAGAAACCUCUUCAGAAAAUUUUAUGAAGCAAAUUGUGGAUGCACAGUCUGUCAACCAGGGGAAUGUCCGACAGAUGCCACUCCUCACUGUGUAUGGCGAACUGAUGGUUCCUGUGAACAUAAGCACAGUCACUGUGCCAUGUACCCAGGAUGCAACAAAUGCUCGUGGAGACGAUGUGUUUCUUUCUAUGAAUGUGAAGAUGAAUCAGAUACUUCAUAGUCCUCAUUCGUAGGUAUAAGCCACGCCUACUAUCAUUUGACAGCAAUCAACCGAGUGUUGGAUAUUGCAUGUACCUCAGAGGUCAUCGCCCAUUCAUGCGCCGUUUUGAUCCAGUGGUUCUGUUUGAAAGUGUAUUUACUAGUAUAGCUUUGUCAUUGAGUCGAUCUUCACUAUGUUUGCAUAAGAUGCUAUUCGUGAAGAUUAACUUCCUUCACAAUCUUCCAUUUUAUGUUAUUUGUAUGUAUUAUUUAUGUUUCAAUGUGUUGUGAUUUUUCCCCACAAGAUGUACAUGUAUGUGUUCGAUAGAAUGUUUUCUUAUUGCAAUAAAUAUAACAGAGAC
Molecule: messenger RNA, 1094 nt
Organism: Ostrea edulis (European flat oyster)
Lineage: Eukaryota; Metazoa; Mollusca; Bivalvia; Ostreida; Ostreidae
Product: metalloproteinase inhibitor 1-like
Exons: 6
Coding region: 128-754 (208 amino acids)
Molecular function (GO): metalloendopeptidase inhibitor activity
Source: RefSeq, a predicted model, not a curated record